ACGUAUGGUCAGACGAAUUGAUUUAUUAGUACGCUAGAGGCAUGCCUGUGCGCAUCGCGUUGACGUAUCAAACGAUUUAACGGACAGUCGGAAUUUAGUAGCCAAAGUGAAAAGUCGUGUUUGUGAUUUUGUGAUAAAAAAAUAGGAGUAACCAUGGCGCCAAAUGUACUGGAGUACUACCGGGGCAAGAACAUUUUUAUAACCGGAGGUACAGGCUUCGUCGGGAAGGCCCUUGUGGAGAAACUACUUCGAAGCUGCUCAGAAGUGAAUGCUAUCUACUUACUAAUGAGACAGAAGAAGGGAGUCAGUACUGAGGAGAGACUCAAAGACCUUUGCAGCAAACCGGUUUUUGAUAUGGUCAGAGAGAAGAAUCCUAGUGGAUUCAAGAAGCUGAGGAUUAUAAAUGGAGAUAUUACAGAGCCUGGUCUUGGUAUAUCCGAAGAAGAUGUGAGACUACUGCAGAAGGAGUGCAAUAUUAUAUUCCAUAGUGCUGCAUGUGUGCGAUUUGACCAGAAACUGAAAGAUGCGGUCAACAUGAACACUUCUGGUACCCUGAGGAUGUUGACCCUUGCUGAAUCUAUGCAGAAUUUAGAGGUAUUUGUUCAUCUAUCAACAGCAUACUGCCGUUGCGAUUUAGAUGUGCUUGAGGAGAAGGUCUACGCUGCUGUCCACAAACCACGCAAGAUCAUGGACAUCGUGGAGUGGAUGGACAAUGACACUUUGGACCAUUUAGAACCUAAGAUAAUUGAAUCGGAGCCCAACACAUAUUCCUACACAAAGGCGAUCACGGAAGACUUGGUCAACGAAUAUUCAGGAAAGUUCCCGAUUGCCAUCGCCAGGCCUUCCAUUGUAACUGCUGCUUGGAAAGAGCCUAUCCCUGGGUGGGUGGACAACCUGAAUGGACCAACGGGCAUCGUCAUCGGCAGCGGCAAAGGAGUGAUCCGCACAAUGCAUUGUGAACCAUCAUACAAAGCGGACGCCAUUUCAGUGGACGUCGUCGCCAACGCUUGCAUCCUGAUAGCUUACGUUACGGGAUUGGACAAGCCAAAAGAAACCCAAGUGUAUAACCUUACUCUAUCCGGUGUUAUUAGUCUGACGUGGCAGGAAAUCAUAAAAUUAGGAGAAAAAUGGGUAAAUGAGUACCCUUACACUAUGGCUCUCUGGUACCCUGGCGGCAGCAUCAAGUCCUAUAACUUCACCCACCAGAUUGACAAGUUCUUCAGUCAUCUGGUGCCAGCGUACCUGGUGGAUGCUCUACUGUUUCUACUGGGGAAGAAAACCUUCAUGAUCAACCUUCAAAAACGGAUCAGCCACGGCCUCAACGUGCUCCAAUACUACACAACCAAAGAAUGGCACUUCAGAAACAACAACUACAAAGCUUUGAGGACCAGAGUAUCUCCUGAAGAUAAUGAGGAGUUCUACACUGACGCCUCGACCCUGAACCCUGAUGAAUACCUGAAGAAUUACGUGCUUGGUACCAGGAAGUUCUGCUGCCAUGAGGACCCUGCUAAUCUUCCGAGAGCCAGAAAAUUGCAUCGAAUUCGUUACUUUGCAGACCGCUUAUUCAAGUUACUCUUCAUCAUACUCGUCCUCUGGACCCUGUACAGCAACUCCAACGUCUUCACAUCAUCAGUAGAACUCCUGGACAACAGCCUGAAGAGUCUACCUCUCAUGAACCAAGCAAACGCCGAAGAAAUACCGAAUAUAGCACUUUAAACCUCGCUAGCUCGUUUUUAGACAUAAUGUUUAAAAUAACUAACUUAAAGUAGCUUAUACCAACGGUUCUGUCCGUGUUUUCGAGAUAAAUGUUGUCCUAUGUGUUCAAUCAGGUCUUGGUCUAUACGUAUGCUAAAUUUCAUCGCAAUCUGCUCAGUAGUUUUUGUGUUAGAGUUGUUAUUGUAAACAUAUUUCUUUUGCGUUUUGUAAUAUAGAAAAAAAAAUCUUAUUGUUUAAGUUUGCUUGAGGUAUUGAGCAUAAGAUCACAAAAUAGUGCCAAUAAAAAGAAUAAUGGACAAUGCCCAGGACUUUCCACAGUCCACUCCUGAACUAUAGACCUACUCAAAAGUUAUACAUUUUGCAUAAAAUAUUUGACAAUCCCGACAUCUAGCGGCGAAUAGUGUCAUCAUUUCCUCUUGUAAACUUGUUUGAAAUGUUUAUCUCAAUUUGUUUGAAAGUUAAAAUUUAAUGCUCACAGAAUGCAAAUUAAUAAUGUAGAUUUAGGUAGUUAUAAUUAUUGAUAUAAUUUCAUAAUUGUAACUGGCGAAAAGUGGGUGAUACGUUUAAUAAUUAUGUUUGAAUAUUACGUCUCUGCCUCAUCUUUGUGGAAAAAGGCGUGAUACUAUGUCUCGUUUGAUAUUUACACUAUAGAAUAUGUAGUUACCAUUUUUUUCUUUAGUCUUUCUGUAAUUUUUACCAAAGAUACUGUCUACUCUUUUGUUUUUUUAACUGUUUUGUUUUUGAAAAUAUUCACAAUGUCUUUUGACAAAAUCAGCUUGUUAUGUACUUAUCAUAAUAUGUUUUUGUUACGUUUAUGUCGGGUUUUAGUGUAAAUAAACAAUUAAGUAUCUAAAUAAAUGAAAAAACGUUUUCGAAAAAAUUAAACGCCUGAUCAAAAUUUCAUAGCAAUCCUCAUUUAGGCGUUUAAUUGCUUGUCAAUUUUUGUUUGAGUAUCAGGUGUGUUUUAUUUUUGUCUGUGAUGUAAGAGUGUAAAUAAAUAAAAAUAUUUUACUUUA
Messenger RNA from Spodoptera frugiperda (fall armyworm), 2732 nucleotides. RefSeq names its product putative fatty acyl-CoA reductase CG5065. Gene Ontology annotation, biological process: long-chain fatty-acyl-CoA metabolic process. The transcript has 13 exons. Lineage: Eukaryota; Metazoa; Arthropoda; Insecta; Lepidoptera; Noctuidae. The record is from RefSeq and is a predicted model, not a curated record. Gene Ontology annotation, molecular function: alcohol-forming very long-chain fatty acyl-CoA reductase (NADP+) activity. Bases 154 to 1716 code for a protein of 520 amino acids. Gene Ontology annotation, cellular component: peroxisome.